This is a messenger RNA of Pleurotus ostreatus (oyster mushroom), 1506 nucleotides long. RefSeq lists its product as uncharacterized. The coding region runs from base 1 to 1506 and encodes 501 amino acids. Lineage: Eukaryota; Fungi; Basidiomycota; Agaricomycetes; Agaricales; Pleurotaceae. The transcript is spliced from 5 exons. The record is from RefSeq and is a predicted model, not a curated record.
AUGUCCUCACACCAAAGUAAUGCGAUCAACCAGUCCGACGCGUGGGCCAUCCCACCGCGUGAGGCCAUAUUUCCAAUAGGCGGUCGAAUUCCAGGGAUAGGCGAACAUACCAUUCAGCAUAGCCAAGGCACUCACCGUGGUGUCAAUUGGGAGACGGCCCAGGAAGAGCGGAUGAAUUUACAGUACGAACAGUAUAUCUCAAUAUACGUCAAUCAAUGUCCCUUCUACCUCUUCGACACAGAAAGAAAGCGGAACAUCCCCCGAUGUCAGCUCAAAAAUGACAUCUCAGUCGCCCUCAAUAACUGGUUCAAGAUCCCUUUGCUCUGCGACGAAGUUAUGGUUAUUAUCGCAAGAUUAUACCUGCAAGUCAGGGGAUACGACCCGCUUCGCCCAUAUGUAUUUGCGGCAAUGGUGAACUACCCAACGAUCGAUAACCAGGAACGCUUCAUACUGUCUCUACAGCAACAGCUGCAAUCCUACCGGGACCCAUUCAUGCCUGUUGGACCCAUUCUCCAGGCGGUUCGUGAGCUCAUCGACGUGAAGCGCACCCGAGGGUCGCCGACACCCACCACCGGAGAUAUACAGGAGCAGAUCAGACUGUUCGGGCAGUACGCCGUCCUGUCGCAUCGCUGGGAUGGAGAGGAGCUGUCCUUCCACGAUGUAGCCAAUCUCUCGGACCCCAUGGUGCAGGCAAAGAAGGGAUUCAGAAAGUUAGCAGGGUUCACGAACAUUGUUCGAACCCACUUCGGAUGCCGCUAUCUUUGGGCGGAUAGCAUGUGCAUCGACGAAACGGGUCGGAAUGCCUCGAUUCCCCUCAUGUUCAGCUGGUACCGCCACGCAUACGUCUGCGUGAUUUACCUGUCAACUGCGCGCGGGGUGUCGGAGGAUCCAUGGUCCUCCAGGGGCUGGACUCUCCAAGAGUGGGAUAUGAACUGGUGGACGUAUCAACCCGGCGUUAAUCAAGCCAUCUGUUUAUUCUGCGCAAUGCGCAGGCGCAGAACGAAGAUCCCCGAAGAUAUGGUGUAUUGCCUCUUCGCCGCCCUCGAUAUCGAUAUUCCUAUUGAAUAUGACGAAGGCUUCGACAGAGCGCUGUACCGCCUGCAAGUUGCGAUUCUCACCAGAACUGAUGAUCGUCGUUUACUCUGGUGGCAGGACGGCACUCCUUCGCCAUAUAAUUCAUUCCUUGGUGGCGACUUCGCGUGUUGGGGGAAUCUAUACUGGUGUCCCCCGAUCGAGAACAUAUACGACAAGUACCCCACCUUCGACCCGACCAUUUCCUUCGAUUCCGAUGGCGUCAUGCGAAUCAUGGUCAGCCUCUAUCCAUGGCGCGGUGCCAACUACCCAUUCCGAUUCGCCCUGCUAGGACAAAACCCCUUCACUGAGGGCUAUUUUGGUGUUUUAUUACGAAGGCUUCGUGGUGGGAUGUACCGCCGAGUGGAAUACAUCAAGUGCGAAGUAUGGAAAAUGCCAUUGGUCAAAGAACCUGAGUGGAUUUACAUUAGGUAG